GAUGCGGCUGCCUGUGUGUAGUUUGAUACGUGUGUGCGCCGUUUCUUGGGAUGCGAUCAUAAUAAGGUACCGUUGACUCAACUGAACUGAAAACCCAUCGAGUCACUGCCUGCUGAUCUCAAAAACCGACCUGCGAGGACGUGAGUCACCAUGACUGAACAGCAGAGGCAGCGCUCGCUCUCCACAUCUGGGGAGACGCUCUACCAUGUGCUAGGCGUCGACAAGAACGCCACGACAGACGACAUCAAGAAGUCAUACAGGAAGCUUGCACUGAAGUUCCACCCCGACAAGAACCCAGACAACCCGGAGGCGGCGGACAAGUUCAAGGAGAUCAACAAUGCCCACGCUAUCCUUAACGACCCCACCAAGCGCAACAUCUACGACAAGUACGGCUCACUGGGGCUCUAUGUGGCCGAACAGUUCGGCGAGGAGAACGUAAACACUUACUUCGUCCUCUCCAGCUGGUGGGCCAAGGCAUUGUUUAUUUUCUGUGGCCUGGCUACAGGCUGCUAUUUCUGUUGCUGUCUGUGCUGCUGCUGUAACUGCUGCUGUGGGAAGUGUAAACCGCGGCCCCCCAUGGACCAGGAGCCCGAGUUCUACGUGUCUCCGGAGGACCUGGAGGCACAGCUCCAGUCCGACGAGAGAGAGACGGGCGAGCCCAUUAUGAUGCAGCCCUCCUCAGCCACAGAGACCACCCAGCUGACGGCCGACAGCCACACCAGCUACCGGACCGACACGGGCUUCAACUAGACCCCUUCUUCCUGCUCCCCUCACUUUCCAAAACCCGCAAAGAGCAAGAGAGCGGAGGAAUUAAAAAAAACAAAGCGGUCAUUUCAACACUGGAGAAGGAGAGGGCCGAGCGAGUGAGCGAGGAGAGAGAGAGAUAGAGAGAUGACGGUGGGGAAACAAGCUGAACUUUCAUAGACAUCUCCUUCUGCCAUGAAAGCAACAGACAUCAGCAUUUGUUUAGGAAAAGGAAAACAAGAUUUUGUUUCUUUGGCCUUUUACCUCCACUGCUCCUGAGAUACCCUUCCCGCAAACCACUUCCAUGUUUCCAUCAUGUGUCGUCUUGUAGCAUGUAGUGUUUUCAACAGUUUAGGGAUAUGUUUUUUUUUUCCAUAUUUAUGCAUCAUAGUUGUGAGUAUACCUAUGUAUGUUCAUAUGUACAAAAUACAUGCCCACAUAUCUAUCUCUCACGUGUGUGUGUGUGUAUGUGUAUGUGUGUGUGUGUGUGUGUGUGUGUGUGUGUCUGCAUGAUGUGUAUACACACAAACACUCACACAAGUGUGUUUUGUUUGGGCCACCCCGUUGGUCUCAUUUUUUACUCGGCAAUGCAUUGGUUAAGUUGGUUAAGAGAAUUCCUCCUGCUGCAUGUGCACAGUGAUCAUGCUUUGAUUCCCAACAACACUCCACUAAAGUUUUGUUCUGCCAUAUGAGCACCACUCUGCCCCCUUCCAUUCCCAUAAGAAACAUGGUGAUGUGAGCCCACGGCAUCCUCACCCCUCCGCAUGCAUCCACUUCAUUGCCUGGCCUCCAAAUGAGCUCAGCACCAUAAUAAAAUGCUAAGAAACAAGAAAAUCCUUCAGUAACUAAAAUCGGCAAAUCCCUGCAUCCGUUAAAUCAGAACCACAAUACGUAUCUCUUUUUUUGCAUUUGAUUUUUGUUCUUUUCUUUAUUGAUUCCCCACAAAGAAUAUAUUCUUUCAAGAUGCACAUGUCCAAAUAGUGUGUGCAGUUUUAUAGAGGUUGCUCAGAAGGUCAUAAGCUUCUGAAGGAUCUGUUUUGAAUGACUUUCCUCUGAUUUAGGCAUCUGUUUCCUGCAGGUUAUACUGGGAAUAAUAAUACAUCUUUAUUGUUGUUGCCAAAUUGUUGUUGAGAAGCCCAAGUUCACCGAGAGUAUAGUAGUAAAUCAUUAUUUUUUGUUUGCCUCUUUUCAGAAUUUUCAGUAAACAUCUACUCUCAAGACAUUUUCUUUUACAGUAGUCCAAUCAAUCUACCUGAAUUCAGUGAUAAAAAGUGUUUAUGGUAGAAAAAAAAGACUAAAAACAGCUUUGUGGACCUGCGUACCAAAUUCAUUUCAAAGUUCAAUUAUUAAUCGCCAUCUAGGGAGAGUGUGUAUAUGUUUAUAGCUGCCUAAGUCCAGUUAAAAGCAUUCCCCUAUUUUGAUUUUGAACUGACUCAGGGCAGCGCAGUAGUACCUAAAUCAGUGAUAAUCUUGACACUGAUUUUCUUGAAGGUGGUGUCACCAUGUGUCAGAAUAAUUUCUGUGCUGUAAGUUCCCUGGCUGACCUGGAUCUUCUCCAGUACAGUACAUCGUCUUUAUGAUGAGGUCAGCAGAGGGAUUCUAAUUUCAAUAUGCGAGGCAGCUAGGGUUUCCUGUUCUAUAAAUCCUGUCUGGGGAACGGCUGAGCGUGAGCAUGGGGGUUGAAUGUCCAUACAGCAGAUAAUCCUACAUGGCACUAUCUCCUGCAUGCAAAGCUGGUUGAGAUCAGCUUCAGAUUCCCAUAGUUCUACCAAUGCAAUAAAAAGAACUGCAAUUUGAUUAUAUUUCUGUCUUCAGAAGUUCAUAAAACAAUCUUUUUGCCAAUGUGACAGUGUCCCUCUUACAUUUUUAGCAAUAGUGCCAUAGCGAGAGACUGAAUCUUUAGCAGAUUUUUGUUGUUCAUAGUAUUAAGUAUGCGUGCAAAAUAUACCAUUUGCAGUAGAAAGUCAGGCACCCUAACGGCAGAAAGUGCAUGAGGAGUUAGGAUUUAAAAAGCAAGCUGUGUGAUAUGAAAGCCGUAAGCUUCAGUUGCUGUGGGUGGCAUGGAGGCAGCGUUUGUUUAGCAGGUAACUUACAUUAAACCCAAAAGGCAGCUUCAUGACAUUUUAGUGUGCGUCUACUGUAGAUGUGCCCAGGAAACAGACAGGGAAUGGACUCAAAUCAAAACCUUGACCCACUCUGGAAUCAGAUAGGACAGUACUCUGGGGUGUGGGUCAGGGGGCUGGACCAAAAAAUUUGGAGGAGUUGAAUCAAAGGUGCUGUUGUAUCCUUAAAUGAGGUGCUGAACCAAGCCUCACAUAAUCCAGCUCCUUAAUUGGUAGUAGGUGAAACAUAAACCAUGCUUGUAACCCUGAAUAGCAUCUACUCAGCAAUUAAUGUUAUGAUAUAAUCCACAAUCCAUUGCAUAAUAAGUCCACAGUUUUAGUUUUGCAUUUUGCCCCCUAAAAUAUAACAUUGAAAAAAGGAAGUCACUCAUAGUACAGUGUUCGUUAUUCCUAGUUAGGGUCAGUUUCCAUUUUAUUCCAGCUGUGGUUGGAGUGAAUCACUGCAUAGUUUCUAAUCUUAGAAUCAAGUACUGUAACUCCAUCAUUCCCAUGACUGUGUCUCCCCUGCAAAACAUUGGUUAAUGGUGAAGCAGAUGCUGAACUGUGUGUGAAUGUGUUUUUGUGCCAGUAUUUACUUAAUUUGCAUCUGUGAUUGAUCUGAGCCAUUUUCCCUGUGCUUUCCCCCCUGUGGGACUGGCCUGUGGCACCCUUGCUGCUGGUACAUAUACCCGUUGAGUGUGUCAACUGCAGAUGUGGCGAUAGGGAGGGAGAUGGCAGGGAAUGUGACUGGUGUUCUCUCCAGAGAUGCCAAGUCAAUAGGUCCUCCCCUUAAGACAAUGAAAACCCAUAAGGAUGAUGGGACGGGUUUUCUGAAACAUCAUUAGGUUUGGGUUAAUAGUUAACACCGCUGUUUUGUGGCAGAUGGAUCCAUUUCUGAUUCCACCAACAUCAUUUUAAGUUUGAGUCUGGAUGAACUCAUUUCAGGCUCAGAACUUUCAGCUGGUGAUGGAUUGAACUGGUUUGUCAUGGAAAUGUCUGAUCUGCCAACUCUAAUGACACAGUUUAAUAACAAUAAAACUAGCUCCUUUACAGCAACAAAUCUGUUAUCUUUAACCCAAGCCCCACCCACCCUCCUCUGUGGCUUUAAAAGCAUUCUUGGAUAAUGGGGGAAAUGUUAUACAGAGCAAUAAGUAUUUUGGUUUUAUUUGUAACUUUUUGUCUUACUUGCCAUGUCUUUUAGGACUACAUUAGUAGUGUGUGACCAUAAUCAUCCUUUAUAGUUUAUGUUGAUAUAAGUGUCUUGAAAUACAGAGUCAACAGGCCCAUAUUUAUACAAAUGAGGAUUAGUCUUAUAGCCAAGUCAAAAUAAUCUAGAACCAUUGUUUUGCACUGCUUUUUUGUAAUGUUAAUUUAUUGUUGUCAUUAUUAUUGGCAUUCAUUGUACAGCUGCAGGCUCAGUGUCAGCUGUCCGUGUAAAAGGACAUGCCCUUCGAAGAUCAUGUGCUUUGAACUAAGCUUGGCCAUAAAGCCCUCAUUGCAAGUGAAUCUGAGUGGUGUGUGGCCAGACUGCAGCACUGAACGCUGUUGUUGCUUAGGCUUGUUUCUUUUGAUUUCCUCCACUGCCUGUCUUUAUCAGUGUUAGUAAGGAAGGUCAGACCAGUUCUUUACUUGUGCUAACAUGCACCUUCUUUCCUUGCGCCUCUCAGUUUUGUCUCCCAACACGCCUCCUCAGAGAUGUCUUUCUUUUCCAUUGUGUGUAGUUAAAGCUUAACAAUAUGACUUGGAUAAAAUAGGGCUUUAAGAACAGCUGGACGGUUAUGUUCAACCAGAAUGACAAGUAUUUAAUCACCUUUUUCUUUGAGUGAAAUAGAGAUGGUAUCACAGCUCUGCAUUACGUUGUGAAAUGCAAGUCCUCUCGUGAUAGAGCAUAGAACAGCUGACGAAAUUCAGGGCUUGCUUCCACACGUAAGGCGUUGACAGGACAUGUACCAUAUCAUGUUGGAUCACUCUAGAACGUAAGACGAGUAUAUCAGUCCAUCAUUUAUGUUCUUCAACAACGUGAUCUUCUAAAUUGUUUUCCAUGGAGUAAUACUCGUAAGGCACUUCAUGUGUAGUACCAUUGCUGGCAUGUGUGUGUGUCUGUGAAGUGUGUAUGUGUUGGGGGGGAGCUCAUAGUACUGUCAAGUCUUUCUUGUACUGUGAGCUGAAAAAUAAUUUCUCUUAGGCUGUGUUUCCAAUGCUUAGUUUCCAUUUUCAAUGCUGUGUUUCCAAUGCUUACAAAAUUAUUACUGUUUGAGGCUCAAAGUGGGAAUUGUGUUGAUGUCUCAUGCAUUUUGAUUCCAUUUUUAUU
Messenger RNA from Megalops cyprinoides (Indo-Pacific tarpon), 5157 nucleotides. It is a transcript of the gene dnajc5ab, whose product is annotated as DnaJ (Hsp40) homolog, subfamily C, member 5ab. Gene Ontology annotation, biological process: regulation of synaptic vesicle cycle. The record is from RefSeq and is a predicted model, not a curated record. NCBI's taxonomy places the organism in Eukaryota, Metazoa, Chordata, Actinopteri, Elopiformes, Megalopidae. The coding region runs from base 151 to 750 and encodes 199 amino acids. Gene Ontology annotation, cellular component: presynapse; membrane; intracellular membrane-bounded organelle. The transcript is spliced from 5 exons.